AUGCCUUUCCGUGGGACCGGCCUGGCUGACAGCAGCCAUUUAUCUGAAUGUCAUUGGCGCCCGGCCAAGCACGGCCCGGUGCCCGGCUUCCCCGGCAUGGCCUACUCGGCCGCUGCCGGCCUGCCCGACUGCAGGAAGGGCGCGGAGCUGGGCCAGGGGAGCACGGCGGCCUUGACGUUGGCUGGGGCCACCAAGCCUGCAGGGUACGCGGACGGGGGCCUGGAUUACCUGCUGUGGCCGCAGAAGCCGCCCCCCCCGCCACCCCAGCCGCUGCGGGCCUACAGUGGCGGCACGGUGGCCAGCAAGUCCCCCGAGGCGUGCGGGGGGCGGGUGUAUGAGCGGGCCGGCGGGUCACCCCUCAACUGCGGCAUGGGGCUGCCCACCGGCUUCACCGUGGGCCAGUACUUCGCCGCUCCCUGGAACAGCGUGCUGGUGACCCCCACCAGCGACUGCUACAACCCGGCGGCGGCGGCGGCAGUCACCGAGCUGGGGCCGGGGGCGGCCCGGGAGCUGGCGGGGCCCCCCGUGGAGGCCCUCUCGGGCUUGCCCAGCAAGAGCGUGUGCAACACGGCAGUGCUGAGCAGCAGCCUGCAGUCGCUGGAGUAUCUCAUCAAUGACAUCCGGCCGCCCUGCAUCAAGGAGCAGAUGCUGGGCAAGGGCUAUGAGACAGUGGCCGUGCCCCGGCUGCUCGACCACCAGCACGCCCACAUCCGCCUGCCCGUCUACAGAUAAGGCCUGCGCGGCGGCCGCACGGACAGACGGACAGGGUGCCGGGCGGGGAG
Leptonychotes weddellii (Weddell seal) is the source of this 782-nucleotide messenger RNA. The record is from RefSeq and is a predicted model, not a curated record. NCBI's taxonomy places the organism in Eukaryota, Metazoa, Chordata, Mammalia, Carnivora, Phocidae.